This is a messenger RNA of Amborella trichopoda, 1500 nucleotides long. The record is from RefSeq and is a predicted model, not a curated record. Lineage: Eukaryota; Viridiplantae; Streptophyta; Magnoliopsida; Amborellales; Amborellaceae.
AUGAAGCUCAUCAUCCCUAUCAAAGCAAUCACUGGAAUUGCUGCCGCUCUCUCACUCUUACCUUUCAUUUGCAACAGGAUUCAAAGAACAAUCUCGCACCAUGGCCAUGAGCUUUCAGUAGAAAAUGUAGAGGGCAACAGCGAUCUAGAGGCCUCCUCUUCCUCUGACUGCAAUGAACAGGACUCCUCACCAGAAUCUGACCUGCAACCAGAAUGCUCACUGGAAACCGAACGACAACCUGAGAACUCGUUGGAAAUCUCUCUAGAUACCAGUAACCUUGAGACACAACCACAAAACUCACUGGAAUAUGAAAUACAACCUGAGAACUCAUUGCAAAUCUCUCUAGAUAACAGUCUGGAGCAGGAAAUAGUUGACCUUCAGAUUCUCGUAACUUCACUUAGAGAGAGAGAAGAUGAACUAGAGGUGGAGUUGGGCGACUACCGUGCCAUCAAAGAUCAGGACUCAAGCACCAUUGAAGAGCUUAUGGAGCUCUUGGAAGCCAAGACUCAGGAAAUUGCAACUUCGUGUUUAAAUAUCGAGGCUUUGCAAGCUGAUAACCUUCGACUCAAGGCUCUCAUUAAAGAAUACCAGAUGCUUGAACCUGAGCUUGAAUCAGCCAGGACAAAGAUUGAAGUUCUCGAGCAUGAGUUGCAGAGACGAUCUCGAAAGAACAGAGAAGAGGUGCUCAAGCUUGAGGAAAGAAUGGCAGUUCUUCAAGCCAGAGAAGAUGGGAGCUCAAGAAAAGAAGAAGAGUCAAGGAAGAUUUCUGAGAGGGUGAAGGAGUUGAAGGAUGAAAUACUUGUUCAGCGAAGAAUAAACCAACAAUUGCAGAAGGAGAGAGCCGAACUAGCAAUUGAACUGAGCUUGGCUCAAGGUUCCACUUCUCCAUCAAACAAAAGAAAAGACGAGGACGCGGAGGCAAUAGUGGUUGCAGAGAAGCAAUUGUUAGAGUCACUGGAAAAGAUUCAGACCAAAGAGUGCUUUGAGGUUGAAGAACUGAUCUACUUAAGGCAGGUUGAUGCCUGCUUGAGAUCUGAACAGAGUAAGGAAAGAGUAAUGGGAGAACCCAACAGGGAUUGGGGUUUGAAUAUAAAUAGAGAGAAUAAUUUUGGAGAGAGAAAGCAUACACGCAUGAAUCUAGAGGAGAGCGACACCAGGUGUGAAGAGCAAAAGUAUGGUGAGUAUGAAUUAGAAUGUCGUCCUGUCACAGAAAUGGGGAAUUGUAAUGAGUUUUACAUGGAUUUUGGGUCCUAUGAAGGGCAAAAGAGUGGUUUGAGAAAGGGAAGGUUGAUUGACAAGGUGAAGAGAUGGGUAAAGGGUAGGAAUGGUUGUAAAAGAAGGUUCGGUGCAAGGGAAAGGGUGACAGAAAGAGAGGAGGGCUGCCCAAGGAGGUGGUCUUUCUCUGAAGGGGAGCAUCUGAGGGAGGCAGAGUUUAUGGCAGCGAGGAAUUCUAGUGCAACGUCUAUCUGUACGGAGAUUUCAGUAACAGCAAGACUCUAA